AUGUCGUCAAAAUACGAUUCGCCCGACGACAUUGUUGUUGCAAAGUUAAACGCACAGUGGAUAUCUUAUUCUCACACACUUUUUGCUUAUGUUGCAUUUUUCUCGGCAUUGGUUAUUGGAUGCUGGACGCAUUAUUAUCAAAUUGUAAAAAAUGAACACUGGGGGUAUCCAGAGGAAUGGUUCCCAAGUGUUAGUGCAGCUACUGGAGAUUGGUACCCAGCUCGUUCAAUUUUUCAAAUCUUUAUAGCGGUUGCAGCGGGACCGCGUUUUCUGUUAAUAUACUUAUUUUACCUUAUUACUGACAAUCCAAAUCAAAUUUAUCCUAAAAUUCAUGCUAUUAUUGGUGUAAUACGCGCUUUUUCCUGUGGUGGAUGGGUUUAUAUAACUUCAUCGGAUGAUCAUUAUGUUCAUGACAUUGCGAUGAUCAUUUAUUUGGUGACAACCUUACCUUGGAUGUUGGGUACUUUGGCUAUAAGUCCCGAUAAUAAGCAAGCCUUAAAAUGGAGAAAGUUAACCGUCAUGGCAUUUUUUGGAACUCUGGUUCCGAUGUUUUAUUUUUUCAUUCAACAUAAAGUUCAUCGUGUCGCUGGUGCUUACACUAUAUACGCGUUUUUCGAAUGGUCUUUGAUUUUAUACGAUAUUGCUUUUGAUGCCUUAAGCUUAUUUGACUUUAGUUCCAUCGAAUUAAGAAUUGUUAAUAUCAAUUCAAAGAAAGGGAUUAUAAAUGUUACCGCAGAAAAAUCCAAAAAGUUCAAGGAAUUUUCCAGAAAAAUUGAACCUAUGUUUGAGAUUAGUUUUUGGAGUAAUCUAAGAGGAUUUGUGGUUGAUACGUACCUUGCUUUUAUAUAUUGGUCAAUGCUGACAUCACUUGCAUUGACGAUUUGGUAUUUCCCUCUUUGGUAUAUGGGAAUAUCAGGGUUUGAAGCUUUCUUGCUUGUUACCACAGCGCCAACAUUGCUUGGGAUUGCUUUUAUCCGUAAAUUAGUCAAUUUAAAUCAUGGCGUAUUCCACCUUUUAUCGCUUGUUGGUAUAGCAGCAUAUUUAUUAAUUGAUCCAGUUCAACGCCUUACAGUUGUGUCGAUAGGUGUUGCUAUUGCAACUUUAACUUGGACUUCCAUAUGGAUUGAAAAUAAUAAUAGUGUUGGCCAAUUAGAGCGAUAUGCUCUCACGUGGGGUUUGGGUUUGAUUUUAAGUAAUGUCGUAAAAAUGGCUUGGUGGACUAAUAAUCCAAUAUGGCCAAUAAUGCAUAAGGAAAAUGGUGGAUGGAAUCACAUUGGACUUUUCUUUGGAGUCCUUGCCUCAUUAGAUGUUAUGUUACGUAAAAAUGGAGAUAAAAUGCAAAUUAAUUAUCAUGAACAAUUAACGACAGUUUCCGGAUCUUGGUUUAUGGCAGCUUCUGGAUUUGGAUCACUUCUUUUUGCACUUCAUUCUUUACUCACUGACAGCUCUACAAUUAUACGUUGGGUUCAUGAUGGAUAUCCAAAUACUGGCCCACUUCCUAUUCCUUGGGGUGCUGUCACAAUUGUUGCAAUGUCCCUUGGAUUAUUUCUUUCACCCUACAAGAAGAUAGUUAUUAGUCAACAUUGGUAUGUCAUUGGAUGUGUUUCUUGUGCAUGUAUGUAUUAUUAUCCCGGAUGGAAUGGAUAUUAUGGUGGACUUGUACUUACUGUCUACUUGAUGUCAUUGGUGCCUACAUUUAUUGGAAUCGUUGUUCAACAUCCUCCCGGAAGAACUUUUCUUACAGCGAUGAUGAUAUAUAAUAUCUUUUGUUUGGCACAUGUAUGGGUUGUAGCCUACGCUUUUGUCCCUGCUGGUGAAUACAUGAGAGAACACACCGAUUAUGUGUUAUUUGCUAUGAUGGUUUUGAUUGGACUUGGUAUCAGAAAUCCUUCUACCAAUUAUAAAUUUAAACAUUUGCAAUUAAAUGCGUUACAUUCAAAUCGAUCGUUAACGAGAGGGGGGUUGGCGAUAAUGACUUUAUUAGGAUUUUUGGUUUCCUUUUCUCGUCUUCCUUUUGAAACACCGACACCUUAUCAUCCAGAACAUAAAAUUUUUACAGCUGGAAUUUGGACGAUUCAUUUUGCACUUGAUAAUGAUAUGUGGGCUAGUGAAGUUAGAAUGAGAGACGUUAUUAAAGAAUUAGAACUUGAUGUUAUAGGUUUAUUGGAAUCAGAUACUUCGCGUAUAAUAAUGGGCAAUCGUGACUUUACUCAAUUCCUUGCUGAGGACCUAAACAUGUAUUCAGAUUAUGGGCCAGGUCCUUCAAAACAUACAUGGGGUUGUGCUAUACUUUCGAAAUUUCCUAUCCUUACAUCAAAACAUUAUCUUCUUCCAUCACCUGUAGGAGAACUUGCUUGCGCGAUUCAUGCAACUCUGGAUGUUUAUGGUCAGGAGGUUGAUGUGAUUGUUAGUCAUAAUGGUCAAGAAGAAGAUGAAAUUGAUCGUAAAUUACAAACGGAAGAAUUGGCGCGUAUUAUGAGAGAGAGUAAAAAUCCUUUUGUAUUUUUAGGAUACGUUGUAACUACCACUGCAGAUGAAAUUUACUCUAUGCUUAUAAACGAUGGUAAUAUUUAUGAUAUAGAUGAGACAGAUUAUGAUCGAUGGUGUGAAUAUAUAGCAUAUAGAGGAGUCAAACGAAUAGGAUAUGCCAGAGUGAGUCAUGGACGCAUAACUGAUACGGAAAUUCAAUUGGGCAAAUUUCAAAUUGUUGAAGAUAAUAAUCCCGAAACUUGGCAAGCAAGUGAUAAACGGGUUGAAGAAAGUAAAGUUGACAAGGGAUUGAGAUUUCCUGAACAAUUUAAAGGAGAAGGGGUUCGUGGUCAUCGAUAUCACGUAUUUGAUGAACCUCGAUAUUAUAAUUAA
Molecule: messenger RNA, 2862 nt
Organism: Funneliformis geosporum
Lineage: Eukaryota; Fungi; Glomeromycota; Glomeromycetes; Glomerales; Glomeraceae
Source: the annotation of a GenBank genome assembly